This is a messenger RNA of Phytophthora nicotianae INRA-310, 523 nucleotides long. RefSeq lists its product as hypothetical. The transcript has 2 exons. The coding region runs from base 1 to 375 and encodes 124 amino acids. Lineage: Eukaryota; Oomycota; Peronosporomycetes; Peronosporales; Peronosporaceae. The record is from RefSeq and is a predicted model, not a curated record.
AUGUCCGUACGAAGGUAUCGUGCGCGACGUCCCGCCUCACCUAGGGUUGGAUCGCAGACUAUUACCGUGUACCCGAAGCCCGCCGAGUUCAGCAACGCCACAAAAUUGUUGAAAGUGUCGCUCAAGCCAAGACAUUAUCGCUCAAGAAAAGUCGUGUCCCAAGAAGCCACGACCAGACCCCUCAUACCUACACCACGUUCAAGCAGCUGCGCCGCUACCGUUCAAGUGAACACGACUUCCAAGGCCAAGGUUGCUGAGCGUGUUCACCACCAAGAACAUUCAGUGCGAGGCAAAGACACGCACCUUGAAGGAACGAAAGAUCAACCACGCAUCUGUCGAUGUAAACAAGCCAAGAUGUACCACCAGUACACUUAAGCCAAGUCCAUGCCGAAGAUGAUGACCCCAAGAUUAUGCCCGAAGAACACAGAACAACACAGGACAACACAGAAGAACACAGAUGAAGACAGGAGAAGAUAGCUUUUACUGAAUGCUAGAAGAAAGCAUAAGAGACGUAAAUCAGGGA